AUGGAUCCCGGAACAAUUAAAGAAAAACUAAUGAAUCCUAACAUAGCGAAACCUCAAACCUCCCAGUUUGACAUCCACUCCAAAUGGUCGCAAAAUGACAUGUUCUGCCUAAAUGUCACCACCCCACCACCGGGAACAACACUUAUUCCAUAUUAUCGGGUCUACAUUCGUUGGUCGAAAAGCAAAGAAUGUGUUUCCACCAUACCUUUGACAAACUUCACGAUAACUCUAUACAACAAUCCAAGAGCUUCCGGAAAUUUGAAUAAUCCAAAAGUUAAGACUGAAUACACACAAGAAGUUGCUGUCGAUGUGCUAGAUUGGUUUUAUGUCUGGAAUGUGCCUUUAAUUCCUCAAGGCACCGUGAAACAAAUGUCCAUGUUUUAUUUAAGAAUUGAAACUGAGGGUAUGGUAAACAGUGGGAUGUACACCGUGUUUGGAAUGACGGGCCCUUUAACCUUUUCGCCGCGUCCAGACGGAGUGAACAGAACUUUAUUUGCCGAGGUGGAGACGGAAGAAGGCAACAGGAACAAAACGACGACGAUACCUACAAUUAUUGAUCAUGAAAAGUCGACGGCGAAUAGCCUAACUUCGAUCUCGCGUGUUAUUGCGUUGGUUAAUAUGAUAACUUUGUGGAUUUUUGGAAGGACAAUUUAUUCUUUAUUGGUCAACUAG
This is a messenger RNA of Acaulospora morrowiae, 672 nucleotides long. Lineage: Eukaryota; Fungi; Glomeromycota; Glomeromycetes; Diversisporales; Acaulosporaceae. The record is from the annotation of a GenBank genome assembly.